AGAUGUUCUUAAAAACUUAUCAAAAACCCUAACUUUUUCCCCAAUUUACUAUACGGAGUCAAUUUAGUAUACCAAGUGGAGAUAAAGACUGACGACGUAAAUCAGUAAACAUAUUCAUUCUUAUCCAGGACGCCACGUUUGACGAAUUGUUAUUGAAGGCGUGUUCCUUAUUGCACGAUUUUCGUUUAAUUCGUCGAUCAAAGUUUCAACCUUACGAACAAGUAUUUUGGUACACUUUUAUUGUUCUGAUUUUUGCUGGAAUAUGCGAUUUUGGUAGUCUAGAAUCAUAGUUGAAUGUAAUUUGGUGUCUUCUUUUUAUAUUCUCGUCAUAAUUUAGGUAAAUUGCAAGGGAAGAGAAGAGAAGAGGAUUAUCAUAUUUAACUUGAUGUUAUCAUCAAAGGUUAUUGGGUAUUUAUCCAAAAGAAAAUCUAUAACUUCUUUGAUGGUCUUAGUUUCCCAAAAGCAUGAAAUGGCAGAUGGAAUCUACAUGAAUCUUGGUCAACCCAAAAGUCAAACACAUGAACCACCUGUUGUUAGUACUCUAAGUUCACAUAGAUUCAUGUCAAAUUAUCACUACAGCACUAUACACACAGAUAGUAUUAUAACAAAUACACAACAUAAGUUAUUAGGAAAUAUUCCGAGAUUUGUAAAGAUAGUGGAAGUCGGUCCGCGAGACGGAUUACAAAACGAGAAAGACAUCGUACCCACUUCCGUAAAAGUUGAAUUGAUCAAAAUGUUGGUUGAUUCCGGAUUGCAAGUUGUUGAAGCUACUAGUUUUGUUUCACCGAAAUGGGUCCCGCAGUUGGCAGAUGCAAAAGAUGUUAUUGAAGCAAUAAAAAGUGUUGGUGGUGCUAGAUUCCCGGUUCUAACACCAAAUCUUAAGGGAUUAGAGGCGGCCCUUGCAGCGGGAGUGAAGGAAGUGGCGGUGUUUGCUGCAGCUUCGGAAUCGUUUUCACGGGCAAACAUUAACUGUAGUAUAGAUGAAAGUCUUGCACGUUACCGUGAUGUUACUUCUGCUGCAAGAAAACACUCCAUCCCUGUACGCGGGUAUAUAUCAUGUGUUGUUGGAUGUCCAAUGGAAGGCGAUGUGCAUCCGUCAAAAGUUGCAUACGUUGCUGACGAACUUUAUAAAAUGGGGUGUAAUGAAAUUUCCCUUGGUGACACCAUAGGGGUUGGCACUCCUGGUACUGUUGUUCCGAUGAUCGAGGCUGUUAAAAAUGUCGUACCUAUAGAGAAGCUCGCUGUACAUUUUCAUGAUACUUACGGUCAAGCCCUUUCAAAUAUUCUUGUAUCACUCCAAAUGGGAAUUAGUGUGGUGGAUUCAUCUGUAUCGGGUCUUGGUGGUUGCCCAUAUGCGAAAGGUGCCACUGGUAAUGUAGCCACGGAGGAUGUUGUAUAUAUGCUUAAUGGGCUUGGUGUGAAGACCAAUGUCGACCUUAAAAAGCUCAUGUUGGCUGGUGAUUUUAUCAGGAAACAUUUGGGUCGGCCCACCGAGUCUAAGGCCGCAACCGCCUUGAGUAAAACCACCUUGUUUUGUGCGACUUCCAAAUUAUAAGGUGAUUCAAUGGAAUUUGGAAGUCACAUAGAGUAAAUUCUGUAUGUCCUGGGAUUUUUAAAUCAACCUUCACUCUGUAGCUUCAUAAGUAAUAUUCCUUACCUGCAAAAUUAUCUCAAACACAUAGUGUAUCAAGAUGCAUCAAUUCAUCAUAAACACAUUACAUUUGUUGUAUGAGAUUAUGAUAUUAAGAACAAGUAUUUAUUGUUAAGUUAUAAUUC
This is a messenger RNA of Helianthus annuus (common sunflower), 1776 nucleotides long. Its product is annotated as hydroxymethylglutaryl-CoA lyase, mitochondrial. Gene Ontology annotation, molecular function: hydroxymethylglutaryl-CoA lyase activity. The coding region runs from base 386 to 1555 and encodes 389 amino acids. Gene Ontology annotation, biological process: ketone body biosynthetic process; L-leucine catabolic process. Lineage: Eukaryota; Viridiplantae; Streptophyta; Magnoliopsida; Asterales; Asteraceae. The record is from RefSeq and is a predicted model, not a curated record. The transcript has 9 exons.